Molecule: messenger RNA, 939 nt
Organism: Thlaspi arvense
Lineage: Eukaryota; Viridiplantae; Streptophyta; Magnoliopsida; Brassicales; Brassicaceae
Source: the annotation of a GenBank genome assembly
CCCGGUUUGAUUACCAACCCAGCCUUUUUGUAACCCGAACCAAACCGGACCAAUGAUACUGCAAUUACUAAAGAGAUGGGACCCUUAAAUAUAUAAAUACUUUUCUUAACAAAAAGCACAAAGUAAACGACACUCUCAUCUCCAAACCGAAAGUGAACGACGAGUUCUUGGCACUUAAUCCAAAUCCUGGUCUUCUGCCAGCAAGAUUGGCACGGAACUCGAGCGGAAGACAUCUGUAGGGGUUGCUCUGUCCGUUUCCUUCAAAAGAUAUAUACUGUUUGGGUCAGAUAAGAAAUGGGUUCUAUGUUCAGUGGAAACCGAUUGAACAAGGAAGAGAUGGAGGUGGUGGUGAACAAGGCCAAAGAGAUCGUCUCUGCUUACCCGGUCGUUGUCUUCAGCAAGACUUACUGUGGUUAUUGCCAGAGGGUGAAACAGCUCUUGACACAGCUAGGAGCAAGCUUCAAAGUACUUGAGCUCGAUGAGAUGAGUGAUGGAGGUGAGAUCCAAUCAGCCCUCACUGAGUGGACUGGACAGAGCACUGUUCCAAAUGUUUUCAUCAAAGGAAAACAUAUCGGUGGAUGCGAUAGAGUGAUGGAGGCUAACAAGCAAGGCAAGCUUGUGUCUCUCCUUACUGAAGCUGGUGCCAUAGCCAAUAACUCAUCCCAGCUUUGAUGAAACUCUGAAGCCGGUGUCCUAGAAGACAGAGGAGAGUGUUAUGUUUAUAUUGUCAAGUAACCAAAUAAAGAAAGAACCUUGUCGCUGUUAACUUUGUUUUUACACAAAACAUCAAAAUGUGCUGUUCAUGUUGGGGUUUGGUUAAUGGAAAAAACUGAUUUUAAGUAAAAUCUGCUGGAGUUUCUUUCUAUUGAACCACUGGUUGUGUUUCUUAUAGCAAGAGUUUUGCCUCUGAAUUUAGCUUUGUACCACGGAAGAGGAGGG